AUGUUAGCCGAACUAAGGCUAAAAAAAGAGCGAGUACAUGAAGAAGCGAAGCGAUUAUUUGCGGAUUGGAAACCUACAGUGAGCAAAAUGUUGGAAACUUAUCUUACGUUGGAUCCGGGCUUUUCGGAUGCUCAAAACUAUGCUUUAUUUGACUCAAAUCUUCCAGUUUAUCUUUUAGGCGAGAAAUUCACAUCAAGAGGAGAUAUGGGACGCAUCAAAGAAUUUAUAUCAUCAUUGUUAUGGUUUACAUACCGGAAAAAUUUUCAACCCAUUGGUGGCACUGGGCCAACAACUGAUCAAGGUUGGGGAUGCAUGCUGCGAUGUGGUCAAAUGUUGUUGGCUCGAGUUUUGAUAGUGCGACAUCUGGGUCGUAAUUGGCUUUGGGAUCGAGAUGUUAAGCUGGCAGAAUACAAGCGCAUUCUGCGUAUGUUUCAGGAUAAAAAGAAUUGCCUUUUUUCAAUACAUCAAAUAGCACAUAUGGGAGUAUCCGAAGGCAAGGAAAUUGGAGAAUGGUUUGGUCCGAACACGGCAGCCCAGGUUCUAAAAAAGUUGGUCAUAUACGAUCAGUGGUCACGACUAGCAGUGCAUGUAGCUCUUGAUAAUGUUCUAAUAACAAGCGAUAUACGCACUAUGGCUUUUACUAGACCUCCUCACCCAAAACCUGGGUCUCGGCGUGAGACAGGAAGUGAUUAUAAUGAUAAUCAUGAUGCUAUUAAUCCUGCUGAAGCGGAGAUAUUACCAGAAUUAACUCGAUCUCCAACACGAAGUGAAACCUCUUCGGUAAGCAGUUACAGUGGUGUCAGCGAAGAUUGGCGACCGUUGCUGAUCAUCAUUCCACUUAGACUUGGCUUAAAUACAAUCAACCAUUGUUACUUUCCUGCCAUUCAGACAUUUUUUCAAUUACCACAGUGUGUUGGCAUCAUUGGUGGUCGACCCAAUCAUGCGCUUUAUUUCUGUGGUAUUGCAGAUAAUAAUUUACUUUAUCUCGACCCUCAUUUCUGUCAGGAUUUCGUUGAUUUAGAUGAAACUACGACAACGAAAGAUGAACGUGAUGGCUAUGUUGAGAUCAAAAAUGAUGAAUUCAAAGACAGCACCUAUCACUGUCCCUUCAUUCUGAGUACGAAGAUCGAUAAGGUGGAUCCAUCGCUGGCACUUGGCUUUCUCUGUCAUACUGAAGACGAUUACAAUGAGCUAGCACAGCGGCUGCGAAUGCACUUACUGCCGGCUUCAACACCGCCAUUGUUCGAAAUGCUAGAAACAAGGCCAAAAAAUUUUCCGAAAUUUGUACCGUAUGUUGGAGAAAAUACGAAACUACGAGAUUAUGCAGAUCUCGGUGAAGUGAACGACAGCUACGAUGAAUUUGAGCUUCUUGAAUAG
Molecule: messenger RNA, 1377 nt
Organism: Cercopithifilaria johnstoni
Lineage: Eukaryota; Metazoa; Nematoda; Chromadorea; Rhabditida; Onchocercidae
Source: the annotation of a GenBank genome assembly